This is a messenger RNA of Pocillopora verrucosa, 1474 nucleotides long. Its product is annotated as nucleic acid dioxygenase ALKBH1. Gene Ontology annotation, molecular function: oxidative RNA demethylase activity; broad specificity oxidative DNA demethylase activity; ferrous iron binding. The record is from RefSeq and is a predicted model, not a curated record. Lineage: Eukaryota; Metazoa; Cnidaria; Anthozoa; Scleractinia; Pocilloporidae. Gene Ontology annotation, cellular component: nucleus; cytoplasm. Gene Ontology annotation, biological process: oxidative RNA demethylation.
AUGGCGGACGCGCCGGCAUAUAUAACUAGCGAUGAAUCGUGCCAUCAGAAGUCACCCAAUGGCCGUGUUGAUUAUGUUCGGGAGGAAUACAAACGUUAUAAACGAAAGAAACCUCCACCAGACUUCAGCGAAGUAAUCGAUUUCCGAGAUCCUUCGACAUUUCGUGAUCGUGUCGAAAAAUUCCAACUGCAAACACAAGGAAAAUGCGAUAAAAGUGAUUCGAAUUUCGGACUUCGAUGUGUAAAGGAAUGGCAAGCGUACGAACUUAAGUCGUGCUCAGGGUUUAUUUUUAUAGUAAACCCGUUUUUACAUGGAGCACAACAUUACUGGACAAGACGAUGUAUUGAAGAUUUUCCCCGCAAACCAAACGUUUGUAACUUGGAUGCGCAUAUGACCUUAGACACGAGAGAAACUGUGUGGAGACUCAGUCAGAGGAAUAAUGAAAACAACAACUUAAUGGACAAGCUCCGCUGGGUCCACCUAGGAUAUCACUUUGACUAUAAUGUUGUCAAUUACAAGCCUGAACGGUAUCAUAACUUCCCAUCAGACCUAGCAGGCUUGACAAAACACAUUGCUAGUGCAGUUGGAUACCCAGACUACUCCCCUGAGGCUGGCAUUGUUAAUUACUAUCCUCUGGGAGGCUCCAUGGGGGGCCAUACAGAUCACUAUGAGUCCGAUUUAUCAUGGCCUCUGAUCUCAUUGAGUUUUGGACAAACAGCCAUUUUUCUUAUUGGUGGAGCAACCAGAGAUGUACGACCAGUUGCUUUAUAUGUUCGUAGUGGGGAUAUUAUCAUCAUGUCAGGAAAAUCAAGAACUGCCUUCCAUGCAGUUCCGAGGAUUAUUAAAGUGGGAAAGGAAAAUGAACCUCCAUGUUGCCUCAAAUGGGAAGAUGGCCUCUUUUCAAGGGACGUCACUUCGAGAAACCCGGAUGAAUCAGGUGUCCUGGAUGAGAGCUCAGUAAUCCCGGGUGCUACAAAUAAAGACAUAACCAUAACCUCUUGUUUAAAUCGGACACAGCGAAUAGAAAAACCUUUGUUCCAAAAAUUCGGUGAUGAUAAGAUUAUCAGAGGAUUAGAAGAGGUCGGUAUUGAUGAGAGAGGGCAUAGCGAAACCGACGAAGGUUGUCGAUGCGACCAACCUAAUUUUUUUGCAAAAUCUAUAGAAACUCUUACCCUAGAGGAAUGGAGAGAGUUUGAAAUCUAUCUUUCGAAAACUCGUAUCAAUGUGAAUGUGCGUCAAGUGCAUGAAAGUGGAAAAACAGUGAGUUCAUCUUAAUAUGAAAACUCAAUUGUGAGUGUUUGAUAUGACUGUAUAAAUAUCAACCUUGGUCUAAGGGAGGAGCGCAUUUCCAAUCUUGUUGUCUUUUUAAUUUUUUUUAUCCGAGACAUUUAAUGGCUUAAAACGUACUUAAAAAUGCAGUUUUAGUAAGCCAUCUCAAAGCAGAACAACUCACUAUGUUGCUUGUAUCCAAAGA